GGGAUGCGCUUUUGCUUGUUCUUCAUCGUUGUCGUCGUCGUCGUCGUCGUCGUUCGCUCGCAAAGUCGCAAGUCGCAGGGACGGAAAAAGUGAAUCUAGGAAGGGCUAAGAACUUUCCCACCGCCGGAAAAUUCCGACGUUUGUGUGCGGGAAAACAGUGCGCGGUACGGUACAUUUCCGGUGCGUGUGUCUGUGCGAUCGCUGGUUCCGUUCGUUCGACAGCGCGUUUCGCGGCGAUCGGCUGCCCGUCUCCGGUUUAGGUUUGCUUGCGAGAGCCGCAAGGCGCACAAAAAGAUUAGCUUUUAUUUUGUACUGAAUGUGCGGUAAAUAUCUUCGCGGACAAUGACCACAUACGCUACAGAUAGCCAAGGGAAGUUCAUCCCGUCGACGCAGCGUCCGGAUGGGACCUGGCGCAAGCCCAGACGGGUACGCGACGGCUACGUUCCCCAGGAGGAAGUUCCCUUGUACGAGAGCAAAGGAAAAUUGUUCGCCCAGAAGCCUCUGCUGCCUCCGGGGAUGUCGCCGGAGAUGGCUCAGAAGGCCAAGGAGAAACGGGAGCGGGAGCAACGGAUCAAGCAGCAACGAGAAGCGGAAGCCAAUAGGAGACCACCCCAGAACCCGGUACCGGGAUUGCUCAUCCUGAACGGGGACAGUAAGAUCAACCAGCCGCAGCAACGGACGACCAACAAGCCAGCCAAGCCGAAGAAGAAAGCUGUCGAACUGCCGGACGUUUUGCUGGAGCAGAAGCAAAAGGAAGAGCAGAAACAAAAGCAGCAAAAAUCACAAAAGGAUAACAAAAAUGCUAAGCCCCAACAGCAGGACCGCAUCGAAGAGGUGGCCAAGGCUAUGAAUGGACUGCAGCUAACCAAUAACCACGUGGCCGCCACCGACGGCCUACAGACUGAUCUCAGCAAAAAGCUACGCAAACUGCGCAAGAAGAUCCGCGAAAUCGAAAUCAUCGAGGAACGGUUACGAUCGACCGACGGGGGCCCCCGGCCGGACAAGGACCAAAUCGACAAGGCCAAACGGAAGCCGGAGAUACUGAAGGAAAUCGAAGAACUGGAACGGGGCAUUGCGAAAUGAUGAUCUACUCCGAUGGGCACGCGGGAGUAGCUUAUUCGUCGUUGUCGUCCUCGUCGCCGUCUUCUUCGUUGUCGUUCUAGGUAGUCCGGAAGAUCCGCUCUGUCGAAUCUUCACCAUUUUCGAUGGUGUACAAAACGCAAAACCGAUGCAAACAAAUCUAAACCACAGUCCAGCUUUGCGAGUGGUGGUAGUAGAAAGAGCGCUAGGGAACCGCAAUCUUUAGAAUCAAUAGUGUGAGAUAGUUUUAAGUCUUUUAUUUAGCUUUUUAUGUUUUUUCUCUGCCCCCCGAUUUGGAUUAAUUAGGAUCGCAUGUUGUUGUGUACGCUAGCUGAUUAUUUUAGACUAAGUUUUCGGUCGCUCAACUUCGAUGUUCCUUUUACCGCGUUGGUAAGAUUAGUGUUCUCCUCUUGUAUUUUUCGCAGACGACUAUUUCCUGCUAUAUUUUCGCCAGAAUUGUAUAAGAUUUUCUACAAAAAAAUAUUUAUUUACAGUUAUCUUGAAAAACAGUUUAGCAAUCAAAUGGUUUAUCAAAAGUGUUCUAUUAUGUAAAUUCUUUAAUUUUACUCAACGUGCUGAAAUAAAUUUUAACGCAAUUAUGUAACGUAUGAGUAAUUCUCGCUGGAAGCGGGAUUUCAUUUACAUACAGUUAUCAUUUUGUUUUUAUUUUUAGCUUAACCAGUUUGAAACUAAUUAUUUAGGUUGAUUUUCUUGAAUGUAAGUUGUUUUAACCAUAUUUUAUAUUUGGUUUAACGAUAUGCAGGGUUAUAUCACAAACAAAAAAGAAGAUUGACUUACUCAGCUUCAAAUGCCUAAACUUACAUGAAGUAGAUAUUCUACUUCUCCAACAGAAUCAUCUACGAGAAUUAACAUCCUUGUUUUCGCGAGAGUUACCCAUACAUUAUAACAAACUUUUUAACAACAAAUAACACGAAACAUUUUCGGCGGCAAUGAAUGGCUUACAUGACGAGUGUGGCCGUGUGUGAUUCACGGCGUCAAUUACUGAUAAUAAUUACCGUAGGUGGGACUCUUCUAGUUGUCCGCGCGUGUGUAGCAGACUCGUAGCAGCACCUGAUCGAACACCGUCGUCGUCGUCUCCGUCAGAGCAAAAUCUGACAAAUUUCCAGUCAUUUCGGUACUAAACAAAGUGUAGUCCCGCCUCUUUUUUAGGGUGAGGAAACUCCAAAACACUUGGAAACUAUUAAACCAUUUCCAUAGUAGAAUCUGUAUAGAAUGUGAGAAUAAAACAAACAGAUAUUUCCAGAAUAGCAGAACUGUAGUGUCAGAAAUGUCCGGGUUGGAAAUGGAACGUGGUCACUUUUUACUGAAGCAAACUCGGUACGAGCGAAUAGUAAGAAAUACAAGAAACAGCUGUUCAGUAACGAUUCUGAAGUGACUGCAGCCGCGUGUUAGUCAGUAGCCCAGCCCUCCGGAGACGGAUGGGAUGAAAGUUUUAGCAUGUUGACCAGCGGAGGAAGAUGAGUAACAUUUAAAUACCUAAACAUAAUUUACACCUAAGUGAUCUAACCUAAGGCAUGAAACAACAAUAAAUGUUUGAAAAUGUA
Molecule: messenger RNA, 2645 nt
Organism: Aedes albopictus (Asian tiger mosquito)
Lineage: Eukaryota; Metazoa; Arthropoda; Insecta; Diptera; Culicidae
Gene: Pym
Product: partner of Y14 and mago
Exons: 4
Coding region: 343-1083 (246 amino acids)
Biological process (GO): exon-exon junction complex disassembly
Cellular component (GO): cytoplasm; exon-exon junction complex
Molecular function (GO): RNA binding
Source: RefSeq, a predicted model, not a curated record